Messenger RNA from Rhinichthys klamathensis goyatoka, 1556 nucleotides. RefSeq lists its product as uncharacterized. Gene Ontology annotation, molecular function: GTP binding; ATP hydrolysis activity. Lineage: Eukaryota; Metazoa; Chordata; Actinopteri; Cypriniformes; Leuciscidae. The transcript is spliced from 2 exons. The record is from RefSeq and is a predicted model, not a curated record. Bases 1 to 1524 code for a protein of 507 amino acids.
AUGAUGAAUCUCAUCAAGAAAAGCAUCUUAAUUGAAGACGGAAAUCCUGCUCGAUAUCUUCUGCAAACAAGUACAGACAGUUUGGAUCAAUCUGGACCAUAUAGAAAAAUGACCUUUGGAGAGAGAGACAAAAACAAACCCCAUAAAACCAUUCUGCUGGUGGGAGAAACAGGAGCAGGAAAAACAACCCUAAUCAACACGAUGAUCAACUACAUGUUAGAUGUUCAGAGAGAAGACAAGGUUUGGUUUGAGAUCACAGAUGAUCAGAGUGACCGAACAUCAGUUCACAGUCAGACCUCCAGCAUCACUGUUUAUGGGUUUUAUCCACAAGAGAGUAAAACUGAUCUAACAAUCAUCGACACACCAGGAUAUGGAGACACUCGUGGAGUUGAGAAAGAUAAAGAGAUCGCUGAGAGUUUGCUUAGUUUAUUUACAUCUGCAGAAGGGAUUCAUGAAACACAUGCAGUGUGUCUGGUGAUGAAAGCAACACAGAAUCGACUCUCUGACAGAGAAAUAUACAUAUUUGAUGCUGUUCAGUCUUUAUUUGGAAAAGGUAUAGAUGAAAAUAUCGUCUUGCUCUUCACACACUCACAUGGAGCUAUCCCUAAAAAUGUUAAAGAGGCUAAAAUAAAGUGUGCAGUGAAUGACGAGAAUCAGCCGGUGUUUUUCCUUUUUGACAACUGUCAGUCAGAACCUGAUGAUGAAGAAAAUAUAAUGCUGAAACAAUCAUGGGAUCUCAGUUUUAGAGGAAUUACAGAAUUUUUCAAAUUUCUUGACAACAUAAAACCAAAAACCGUGAAGAUGACCCAAGAUGUGUUGCAACAACAGAGGCUGUUGGAAGCAAAAAUCUCCAACAUAAAAUCACAUAUUCAAGAGAUAGACCGUAAGCAGAAUGAGCUGAAACAAACUCAAGAAGAUCUGGAGGAACAUGAAAAAGUUGUUGAAGAAAAUAAGAACUUUGAGUAUGAAGUUGAAGUGACCUACAAAGAGAAGGUUGAUAUUGAUCUCUCUAAAGCUAGUGUGGCGUUGUGCUGCAGAGUCUGUGAGGAGAACUGUGUUUAUCCAGACUCCUGGUGGGCCAGAAAUCAAUCAUUGUACAGUUGGAUGAAUGAUCAGUGUACAGUGUGCACAAAUAAAUGCUCCUUCACCAAACACGUCAAAGAAGCAAAAAUAUAUGAAACAAAGACAAAAAAGGAGAAGAGGACAUAUGAAGAGUUAAAGAAGAAAUAUGAUCAUAAUAUAAUUAAAGUUAGGGAUGGUGAGAUUUUGGUCCAGAGGCUGAAAGAAGAACUCCAAGAAUUAGAGAUGAAGAGAGUUCAGCUGGUGAUGGAUGCGUUUCACUGUGUGGAUACUCUGGAGAAGAUCGCACUCAACACUGAUUCACUGAACACACUCCGACAUGUUGAUUUUCUGAUUGAGAAGAUGAAGGAAAUAAAUGAGUCUGAAAAGGCUGAAAUACUGGAAGACAUGAAGAAGAGAGCAGGAGAAGAAAAACACAACGUGCUGAAAUACAUGAAAAGAUGAGUUAAAUCAGAAAAUUAGAGAAGUGCACUCUG